AUAUAAUUCUCUGCGGGAGGGGCGCAGAGAGGGGCGGAGGAGGAGGAGGAGGAGGAGGAGGGGGGGCGACGGGCGGAGGGCUUCCCCUACUCGAGCUUUUAGGGCCCUGUGCGUGGUGCAAUUGAGGUUACGGUGGCUCGAGGUUUCUUGGAUUUCGACGACGCCGGAAUUUCGGAGUAUUGGGAUUGAUUGUCGUCGGGUUCGAGUAUAGAUUGCAGGAAGUGUGAGGGAAAGUGAGCGCGGUGGAGUUCGACGAUGAGGAGUGUGCAGGUUUACUGGAAAAACGGCACUCGCUGAGUUGUAGGUGGAGAAGGCGUUUGCGUCUUGAGCCGUGUACUAUAAAUUUUUUCAAACAUGGGUAUAGGGGAGAAAGGACGUGUUGAUUUGAGCGAAGUGAUUCGGAACCGAUUGUACUUUGCGCCUCUGCAUUGGACGGAAGAUUCUGUGGUCCUGUCUGCCCUUCCGCGGGCUGGCACUGCAUUCUGCAUCGACAAUGAGCUGGUCUACGAACCCUUCUUCGCAGAUUUUGGGCCGCUGAAUAUUUCAUGCACCUAUCGUUUCUGUUGGAAGCUUCAUUCUCUUCUUAAGGAUGCAGAAGAGCUAGGACGUUGUGUUCUUUUCUACUGUGGUGCUGACCCCAAGAAGAAAGCAAAUGCCGCUGUUCUGCUGGGGACGUACCUUGUGCUAUUCGCCGGUGUGGAACCAGAAGUGGCUUAUGGACCGUUGUCCAUGUUUGAGCCUUAUGUACACUUUCGUGAUCCUACAUGUGGUGUUUCCACCUAUCACCUUACGGUGUUAGACUGCAUCAGGGCUGUCGCAAAGGCUGCGAAGGUCGGUUGGAUCGAUUUCAACAAUUUCAAUCUAGACGAAUAUGAGUACUUUGAACAGGUGGAGAACGGGGAUCUCAAUUGGAUCGUUCCUAAUAAGCUGCUCGCAUUCAGCGGUCCAUCAGCGAGGCGCUUAGAGAUUUAUGGCUACAGAACACUCAUUCCUGAGGAUUAUAUCGAGUACUUUCAUCGGGUGGGAGUUACUGCAGUCAUCAGGCUCAACAAACGGACUUAUGACCGACGACGCUUUGCGGACCAGGGGAUUGCUCAUUAUGACCUCUAUUUCCCUGAUGGAAGUUGUCCUACGGACCGCAUCCUGAAGCGUUUUUUGGAAAUUGUUGAAGAAACUCCAGGUGCUUUGGCUGUGCACUGCAAGGCAGGGUUAGGUCGGACUGGAGUUUUAAUCGGAUGCUACAUUAUGAAGCAUUAUCGAUUUACUUGUACGGAGGUCUUAGGUUAUCUGCGAAUGGUGCGACCUGGGAGUGUAAUAGGCCCGCAACAACAUUAUUUAAGAGAUAUGCAGAAACGAUUGUGGCGAGCUGGUGACAUUAUGCGACAGCAGCAAGCGCAAGCAAAUGCCAACAGUAGAGAGUUUCUCCCGAGCUCUACUCACGAUGGUGCCCCUCCUCCUUCACUGUUGACCGAUCAGCCUGCUAAAUCAUCGUCUUUGGGACCCUUAUCACACUCAUCAACUGCAGGAGCUCAGUCUUGGACGUCCAGCAAAAACAGGUUCUCAAAUUCUCGAACAUACUCAACGAAUCCUGUGGUCAAAAGAGACACCACGAGAGACCUUGCUGCUCCUCGCAGUGCUUUAGCAAAAGUUACUCAGAGGUCUUCGCACCCAAGCUGGACAGAGCAGCACGUCCCACCAUUGUUGCAGCGAUUGAAGAGAAUGUCCUCAUCACACACUUCGCUCUCUUGCUUGCCGAGUCCCGGGAAAGAUGAUAGGGGCCAUCAUAACGAGAUCUUAGUGUGUGGUAACGUUCAUUGUAGCAACGAUGCGAUUGUGUCGUCGAGCUGCGAGUCUAAGGACGAUGGACACAAAGGACCAAAAACAAGAGUGCCCACCCCAGCAAGGCCAAGUAGUUUGUUAAAAUCAGCCCAGAAUGGCUUUUUUAAAGGAGGCUGUUUGGAAGGGACAAUGCGGUCUCUUUCUUUGAAUUCAGAUAAAGAGCCCUCUUGUUCCACACAAUCUAGUAAAAGUACACGAGGUUAUCCUUACAACACAAGGUCUCUUAGCACACCAAAGCAACAUCAUGCUUCCUCUGCAACCGUAGGGACGGGUUCAGAUGGACUUGGGAUUUUGAGAAAUGUAGGAGGUGUAGCUCCAAGCAAUCAAGCUAGUGGUAGUGUAUUUGUUCAGCGGAUAGUAAAUUCCGCAGGGCAGCCGAGGAAAGUGGUGCUCCCUGUUGUUGAAGAGAUUCCUGGAUCAGGAACAGGGCAACAAGAACGGAAGAAAAGGGAAAGUUCCCCAUCUAGGAGAUUUUCGUCUCCAGGACGAGUCAGUGUCAGUCAAGGCAGUCAAGGAAAUUAAUACCUCUGCCCAAUUGUUGGACACAGGAGGAGCUAAUGCUAUUUACUAUGCGUGUUUGAUGAUUGUGGAAUGUUUUUGGGAACUGUGAAUCC
Molecule: messenger RNA, 2453 nt
Organism: Marchantia polymorpha subsp. ruderalis
Lineage: Eukaryota; Viridiplantae; Streptophyta; Marchantiopsida; Marchantiales; Marchantiaceae
Source: the annotation of a GenBank genome assembly